GUUGCCCGGGCCAAUGAGCGGCGGCGAGGGCGGGGCGUCUCCGAGCUCGGCUUCUCCGGGUGGGAGAGAGGCUCGAGCAGGAAGGACGCGGCCGGCCACGCCGCCGACCCCUCCGCCGCACCAGCCAGGCAGCCCGCUGCACCCCCUCGGAGCAUGGCCCCUCGCUGACAGGGCUGGCCGAAGUUCGACGCAGAGCAAGCCGGAGGAACUUCUCCCUGGGUCAAAUGGCGACUGCAAACAAGGGCACCAAGUCCAAAGUGGGAGGUGUCCGCUUCGCCCCGCCUCAACCGGCAGAGGGGACUUCCAGCCAUGUGCACUUUGACGAGAAGCUCCACGACUCCGUGGUCAUGGUCACCCAGGAGAAAGAUGGCAGUUUCUUGGUGAAGGUUGGGUUCUUGAAGAUUCUGCACAAGUACGAGAUCACUUUCCACCUGCCCUUUGUGCAGCGGCUGGGGCAGGAUGUCUGUGCCGCUCAGCUGGCCAACCUGAAUCUCCGCGUGACCAGCAUAGCGCCUGCAACGGAAGGUUACAACAUCAAAUGCGAGUACACUGCCCACAAGGAAGGGGUCCUCCGGGAGGAGAUGGUGCUGCACAGCCAGACCAAUGACAAAGUCUCCAUCAAGGUGGUCGUGCAAGCCAGGGUGAUGGACCGCCACCACGGCACCCCCAUGCUUCUGGAAGGGGUCAAGUGUAUCGGAGCCGAGGUGGAGUACGACUCGGAGCAGAAUUCGGACCCUCCGCACCCGACACGAAAGGAAUGAGUUGCAUUUCCUAGCGAAAUCUACCCACGGCGUGGCUUAGGAGGGCAGGUUGAAGAGCUUUGACUUUUGGAUUUUGCCCCCCAACCCCAAAGCAGUCCCCUGCAACUGGAAAAGUAGCUCUUCAGGGAGCUAGACUGCCACAGACUGAUGUGCUAGAUUUUUUACUUUCUUCUCCCUUCUCUUUUAAAUUUUAAGUUUUCCACUUCCUGCAGCAGAACCUCCUGAUUUUGAAAUUUAAAAAUCUGCUCCGGCGGUAGGAGGGAGGCAGUCUGAUGUGCUCCUGCCUCGGCAACCCCAUAACUAGACCACUGCCCUCUCUGGAGCAGCAGGGAGGUGAGGGCGCAGGAUGAGACCCAAGGCUCAUCCAUUCUUCAUGGCUGACACCUGUUUCAUUUGUCUGAGGUGGGCACCCCUCCAGUGUUGCUCAACUCCCAUUGUCCCUAACCAUUGGGCCACGCUGUCUCAGGCUGCUGGGGGCUGCAGCCCAUCAACAUCUGGAGAGCUGCAGAUGUUCUGUUCACUUGUUGGAGCCUUGUCUUUAAACACGGCGCUUCCUCUCCCAGAUGUGUUUUCUUAACCAUUCUCUUUCCUCUCUCACUUUUUUUUCUUUUUUCAAAAAAGAUUCAUAGUUCAAAGACCAGGAAUGUGAUAUAGUUAAGAAAGAAACCAAUGGGUUUUUUAUGUGCCUAUAUACAUAUACAUAUAUACAUAAAUAUAUAUAUAUAU
Podarcis raffonei (Aeolian wall lizard) is the source of this 1487-nucleotide messenger RNA. RefSeq names its product adipose secreted signaling protein (gene ADISSP). The transcript has 7 exons. The coding region runs from base 225 to 761 and encodes 178 amino acids. The record is from RefSeq and is a predicted model, not a curated record. NCBI's taxonomy places the organism in Eukaryota, Metazoa, Chordata, Lepidosauria, Squamata, Lacertidae.